This is a messenger RNA of Punica granatum (pomegranate), 698 nucleotides long. Lineage: Eukaryota; Viridiplantae; Streptophyta; Magnoliopsida; Myrtales; Lythraceae. The record is from RefSeq and is a predicted model, not a curated record.
GCCGAAGCGGGACGCUUGACUCUCUUGUCUCUCCGUCGACUUCCCGUCAAACCCUAGUCACCGGCAGCGAGAGAGAGACCCGAUGACGACCAGAUUCAAGAAGAACCGGAAGAAGAGGGGCCACGUGAGUGCCGGGCAUGGCCGCAUUGGGAAGCACCGGAAGCACCCGGGAGGGCGGGGUAACGCCGGAGGGAUGCACCACCACCGGAUCCUCUUCGACAAGUACCACCCUGGGUAUUUCGGCAAGGUCGGGAUGCGGUACUUCCACAAGCUACGGAACAAGUUCUACUGCCCCAUCGUCAACCUCGACAAGCUCUGGUCCCUCGUCCCCCAGGAGGUCAAGGACAAGGCCACCAAGGACGCCGCCCCCGUCGUCGACGUCACCCAGUUCGGCUACUUCAAGGUCCUCGGCAAGGGGGUGUUGCCGGAGCAGCAGCCCAUCGUCGUGAAGGCCAAGCUCAUCUCCAAGAUUGCGGAGAAGAAGAUCAAGGAGGCUGGCGGAGCCGUCAUCCUCACCGCUUAAAGUAUCGAUUUUUAUGCAUUUGACUGUUUUUAGAAGAUUUUUGGUGCUCUGAUGAACUUGUCGUGUUAGCUUUUUAUAUAAUUUGCCAUAAAAUAUAUCCUGCGACUCUGGAGCUUCACUGUUGAGUAUGAGUAUACAUUGUUCCUUCAACCAUUUGCUGAUUUCGUUCCGAUCA